Molecule: messenger RNA, 717 nt
Organism: Pelodiscus sinensis (Chinese soft-shelled turtle)
Lineage: Eukaryota; Metazoa; Chordata; Testudines; Trionychidae
Product: olfactory receptor 52E2-like
Biological process (GO): G protein-coupled receptor signaling pathway
Cellular component (GO): plasma membrane
Molecular function (GO): olfactory receptor activity; G protein-coupled receptor activity
Source: RefSeq, a predicted model, not a curated record
AUGUCUACCUCCGUCGUACCAAAGGCCCUGUGCAUAUUCUGGUUCAAUAUGAAAGGCAUUACAGUGGGUGGCUGCCUCACCCAGAUGUUUUUCCUUCACACGCUUUCUAUUACGUAUUCAGCCAUCCUUGUGGCAAUGGCCUUCGAUCGCUACGUUGCCAUAUGUAACCCUCUGAGAUACGCCAUCAUCCUCACCAAUGCACGAACAGCUAAGCUAGGUCUGGUGUGUUUGACAAGAGCUGUUCUCUUCACUUUUUCUGGAAGUCUGCUCCUGAUAAAACUACAAUUCUGUGCCAGCCACAUUAUUCCCAACACGUACUGUGAGCACAUAGCUGUGGCAAAGUUGUCGUGUGGGGACAUCACAGUCAACCAGGUGUAUGGCUCUGUGGUAGCAUUUUUAGUCAUCGGGUUUGAUGUGAUGCUCGUCGUCCUGUCCUAUAGUCUGAUCCUCAGGGCUGUCCUCAGAAUAUCCUCCAAGAAAGACCACCAGAAAGCCCUCAACACCUGCACAGCCCACUUCUGUGUGAUGCUACUUUCUUAUAGUUCCAUCCUCUUCUCCAACCUGACUCACAAGUUUGGUCAGGGCAUCGCUCCCCACAUUCACAUCCUUUUGGCCAACCUUUAUUUCAUCAUCCCCCCCAUGCUCAACCCCAUCAUUUAUGGGGUGAAAACCAAAGAGCUUCGCGACAAGGUGCGCAAGUUCAUCUGCAGACGGUGA